AUGGCCAACGGCACCAACGCCUCGGCCCCGGACUAUGGCUACGAGUACUACCUGGACUACCUGGACCUCAUCCCCGUGGACGAGAGGAAGCUGCGAGCCCACAAGCAUGCCGUCGCCAUCGCCUUCUGGAUGAGCCUGGUGGCCUUCGUGCUGCUCCUGCUCCUCGUCCUGCUCGCCAUGUCCUGGGCAGGCUCCCCGCCGGCGCGGAACCACGCCCAACACCAACCCUCCUGCCCCUGGGGUCUCUGCCUGCACCUCCCCCUCCGCUCCCUGAGGCACCUGCUGCUCCACAGGGUCCCCUACGGGGCCCCACCGGCCCCGCCACAGCAGCUGCGGCGGGAGGGCCCCGCCCCCUCGACCUUCACCGCGCCCCAGGCCCACCCUGCUCUCCCGCAGGAACAGGCCCCCAGCGGGGACCCCACGGCAUCAGUGGACGUCGGCCACAAGCCCAGCUGGCCGCCCCCCGGACACGGACCCGACCCUGGCAAACUGCAGCCACUGCCGAGCGACCCAUGA
Messenger RNA from Pteronotus mesoamericanus, 516 nucleotides. It is a transcript of the gene MRAP, whose product is annotated as melanocortin 2 receptor accessory protein. The record is from RefSeq and is a predicted model, not a curated record. Gene Ontology annotation, biological process: regulation of adenylate cyclase-activating G protein-coupled receptor signaling pathway; protein localization to plasma membrane. Bases 1 to 516 code for a protein of 171 amino acids. The transcript has 3 exons. NCBI's taxonomy places the organism in Eukaryota, Metazoa, Chordata, Mammalia, Chiroptera, Mormoopidae. Gene Ontology annotation, cellular component: endoplasmic reticulum; plasma membrane. Gene Ontology annotation, molecular function: type 1 melanocortin receptor binding; type 4 melanocortin receptor binding; signaling receptor regulator activity.